Molecule: messenger RNA, 3766 nt
Organism: Panonychus citri (citrus red mite)
Lineage: Eukaryota; Metazoa; Arthropoda; Arachnida; Trombidiformes; Tetranychidae
Product: protein HIRA-like
Exons: 5
Coding region: 137-3412 (1091 amino acids)
Biological process (GO): DNA-templated transcription; chromatin remodeling; regulation of DNA-templated transcription
Cellular component (GO): nucleus; HIR complex
Molecular function (GO): protein binding; nucleosome binding
Source: RefSeq, a predicted model, not a curated record
UCAUCUUGAUAAUUUUUGUUUCCAAUUUUUGAUGAGAAUUUAUUUUGAUUUGAUUUUUUUUUAUCACAAUUUAACUAAUUGUUCAUUUAAUUACAAUUAAUUUUUAUGACUACUGAUUUUACAUCAACAGGGUGAUAUGAAACUCCUCAAGCCCGUUUGGGUUAAUCAUGACGGUCAACCCAUAUUCUCUGUUGAUAUUCAUCCGGAUGGGACAAAGUUUGCUACUGGUGGACAAGGUGGUGAUGCUGGGCGAGUAUGUUUAUGGAAUUUUGGACCUGUCAUCAAUGAAGAAUUGGAGAAAAAAGAAUCAGUGCCUAAAUUGUUGUGUCAAAUGGACAAUCACUUAGCUUGUGUCAAUGUUGUCAGGUGGUCUCAAUCUGGUAAAUAUUUGGCAUCGGCUGGAGAUGAUGAAACCAUCAUGAUUUGGCAAAUCUCUAAGUAUUUGGGAUCAUCAGCGACUUCAAUCUUUCGAGGAUCUGCUAAUGUUGAACAAUGGAGAUGUAUUGCCACUCUUCGUGGACACUCUGGUGAUAUUCUUGAUCUCAAUUGGUCACCUUCAGAUGAAUAUAUUGCUUCCGGUUCAGUUGAUAAUAAUGUUAUCGUUUGGAAUGCUCGUAAAUUUCCUGAAAUAGUUACCAGAUUAAAUGGACACAAUGGUUUUGUCAAAGGAGUCAGUUGGGAUCCCAUUGGUAAAUACGUUGCCUCACAAUCUGAUGAUAAAUCAGUUAAAAUUUGGCGAACCAAAGAUUGGAAAGAAGAGAAAACUGUUAGUGAACCAUUUCGUGAGUGUGGUGGUACAACUCAUGUACUUCGAUUGAAUUGGUCACCUGAUGGUCAAUUUUUAGUCUCAGCUCAUGCAAUGAAUAACCGAGGAUCAACAGCUCAAAUCAUUGAAAGAGAAGGAUGGAGAGCACAAAAAGAUUUUGUUGGUCAUCGUAAAGCGGUUGCCUGUGUUCGAUUUAAUCCAAAUAUACUCACCGAAGAUUCAAAUUUUUAUACAUUAAUCGCCUUAGGAAGUCGUGAUAAAUCAGUUUCUGUUUGGAGUACAAAAAAUAGACGACCCACCUUAGUGAUUCAUGAUCUUUUCCAAAGUUCUGUCCUUGAUUUAACUUGGAGUAAAGAUGGUUAUUCACUUCUUGGUUGUUCUAGAGAUGGGACAGUGGCAUUUAUACAAUUUGAACCAGGAGAAAUUGGUAAAACGGCAUCGGAAGAAGCCAAAAUGGCUUAUUUUCAAAAAUUAUAUGGCAAAAGCUUACAAUCAUCAUCCAAAGAGACUCUGCUUAUUGAAGAUCCAGAGAUUCUAAAAGUGCGAGAAGAACAACUGAAGAAGAAGGAGCAAGAAAAGUUGAAACAGCAAACAUCUAGUUCGUCUAAUAAUAACAAUAACAACAAUAAUAAUAGUAAAGAGCAAAAUUUGAAUAAUUGUUCUGGUAUCUCGAUUGUGCAAAAUGGUAACAAUGAUUUACAUAAAUCUGGUCUAAAUCUUAGUGAUAUAAAUAAUAUUAACAAAGGUCCGACUGAUAAACAAAUAGAGACUCGAAUGCCAAAUGGUCGUAAAAGGAUUACACCGAUAUUUAUUCCACCUCCAAAUGAUUGCGAUGGAGCACCAAUGCCAUUUAACGCUAGUGCAACAACAUUCUCAACAACCGAACCCGAUGUGGCCUCACUAUUAUCAUCUUUAAAGUCAGAUCAAAGGGCAGACUCAAAUAUUUCAUCAACUCCUAAACAAAGUCCAGAGAAACAGGAGCAACCCGAACAACAGAAACCAUCACAACAACAACAACAACAAGUACAAUCAACACCAGUAAUCAGUAAUCAACAAACACCAAAAUUAUCUGGAGUCUCACCUGUUACACCAGGAUCGAUACUUUCACCAAUAGAAGCACCAAUAGUCUCUCUCACGGAUUCAAUACAAAAUAAAACUCAAAACACAUCAAAUGGUGAUAAUAAUAACAAUGAGACACCUCUCUCAUUAACUUCAUCAUCUUCAACGUCCAAAAAUCCUUCCGAGUCAACCGAAAAGCGACCUGCCACACCAAACGAAAGUAUUUCACCAAACUCUUCCGCUAAGAAGAUUAAAUUAUCUACAACCACUACAGUACCACAAUCAACAAAAACAUUGAAUAACAAAUCAGCUGAUCAACCAACAGUUAAACAAGCCAACGGGCCAACACGACCACCUGCUGUACAUUUGAUUCAGAAACUUAUGCCCAACGAUAAAAAGAAACCAAAUCGUCAAAAUUUCAGUAAUAUUACCAAAACACCAACUUCAUCCAUCCAAGUUGUUCGAGUUGAAGAUCGAAACGAGAAAUCAUCAACAACGACAACAACAUCAGCACCUCGAUCAGAGGUUAGAGGAUCAAUUAUGUUACCAAGUUUAAAGAUUGAUAAAAAUUCAACAAUCAGUGUUAAAGUUUUGGAUGAAAACGGUUUAUCAAAAUUUUUAAGUAUCGAAAUUGAAAAUAACAUUAGCAAUUCAUCACUUUCAAUUGUUCGGGUUUUGAACCAAGAGAAUGAAAAAGUUUGGGAAAUGAUUUUAUCGUCAAAAAUUUGUGGUAUCUCAGCUUGUCCCAAUCUAGUCGCAGUGGCCUGUUCUGAUUUAACUCUAUCAGUUUUUAGUACCACAACGGGUAGACGGCUUCAUACACCGAUUACUCUUGACUCAUUGGCGAGUAAAUUAAAUUGUUAUAAACAUUAUCUAUUAGCAGUAACAUGUAAAGCAUCAGCUUGGCUCUGGGAUUUUGAAAAACAUUCAGUGGUUGUCAAAAAUGAAUCUCUUCAACCAAUCUUGUCAUCUAGUACAACAGUUGUAAACACUGGAAUCACUGAUUCAGGAUCACCGGUAAUCACAAUUUCUUCCGGUAAAUCAUAUGUUUUCGACCUUUCCUUUGGUAGUUGGUCACUAGUGUCCAAUGAUAAUGAUCUACUCAACUUUUUCUCUGACUAUAAGCAAAUGUGGAAACCUGAGACCAAUUCUUAUCCAUUAGCAAUUCUUCAGUCACAAAACAGUUUAAUUAAAAAGAGUCAUAAUGUUUUCCUGUCCAAUUCAAAUCUCCAAAAAACUGGAACUUUAAGUUUCAUUGAUCAACAAUUAUCUUCAGCUUUUAUUCUUGGCUCAUCUAAGGAAUAUCGUCAUUGGCUAAUCACUUUAGCCCAAUUUUUAACUGAACAAGGGAUUGAACUUCGUCUCCGAGAAUUGUGUCAAUUUCUUCUUGGUCCACCAUUUUCCUCGUCUGAAAGUAAUUGGGAUUCAAGCAUUUUAGGAAAUGAGAAACACUCACUUUUACGAGAGAUUCUGGCGAUCAUCACAACUAAUUUAAAGUUACAGAGGAUUUACACGGAGUUUAAACAACAACUUGAUCUCAUCUCAUCAUUUUCAUCUUCAUCCUCGUCAUUUUCAUCAUUUUCAUGAUGCUCAACUGCUCUUUCUCUAUAACUAAUCAUUAUGAUCAACCUCGGAUCGUUUUGGAUUUGUAAAUAAUUUUGUAAAAAGUAAUUGUAAUCACAACAAUCACGCUCUCUCUUUCUUUCUUUCAGUUCGCCGGUUUUUUUUUUCAUUCACCUUUAAUCUCACCAAAUUGUGAGAAUAUGAUUUAAAUUAAUUGCUAAUCAACUUUACCCUCUCUUCAACCGUCAAUUAUUUCCUUUUCCUAUUUCCAACUAAGAAAAUAUUUUUUUAGAAAUCAAAGUCAAUUUAAAUGUAAUAAUCAAACUUUUUUUCCCUUUAUCAUAAAAAUCAACUUUUUCAACACAAAACAAACCAAAA